Messenger RNA from Patiria miniata (bat star), 1366 nucleotides. RefSeq names its product alpha-2Da adrenergic receptor-like. Lineage: Eukaryota; Metazoa; Echinodermata; Asteroidea; Valvatida; Asterinidae. The record is from RefSeq and is a predicted model, not a curated record. The transcript has a single exon. Gene Ontology annotation, cellular component: membrane. The coding region runs from base 1 to 1257 and encodes 418 amino acids. Gene Ontology annotation, biological process: neuropeptide signaling pathway. Gene Ontology annotation, molecular function: G protein-coupled peptide receptor activity.
AUGGAAAACACUUCAUUGCUGAAUUCCACGUCUGCUUUUGAAAACACAGACUCGUAUUCAGGCCUGUCUGACACGGCUGGAAACAUAUUCCAGCUGAUUGUACAGAGCAUUGCUAUCCUUUUCGGCACACCUGGCAACUGCCUCAUACUCCGUGUCUACUGGACAAAGACUCUGAAAACCAGUACCCAUGUUCUGAUCAUGGCCUUAGCCUGGGCCGAUCUGACCGUCUGCGUGCUGGCUGUGCAUCGUAUUUAUGAUAAGGUUGCUGAAAUGGCUGGCUAUGAGGUUCCGCAGUUCACAUUUAUUAUUUGGGCUCUUGGGACAACAGCCAUCGGUACGUCGAUUAUGAUGACCGCUGUGAUCGCAGCGGACCGCUACGACUGCAUAUGCCGGUCACACCGCCGGUUCUUCACCCACAAACGCGGCAAGAUAGCAGCUGGGGCAGCAUUUGUAUUCUCACUAGUCAUCAAUAUUCCUGCCAUUAUCCCAAGAACCUCCGCCAGUGAGCAGUCUUUGGAACUUUUGCAGUUAGCAUUUCAGGCCAUUUGCUUCGUCGUUGCGCUCGUGAUGAUCGCCCUGUGUUACGGCAAAGUCUACACGACCAUCAAGAAACACACCAAAGUCGACGUCAAAAAUGCUACUCAAGAUUGUGGCGUCUCGCGAUUAGCCGAGGAUUGCUCGACAAGGCUGCAGGAUUCCGUAUUAAAAAAUGUCGAACAGAAUAUUCCUGCCGUGGCUUUCAUGUCCACGGCGUUCAUAAAGAAACCAUGCCCGAGCACGGACACUGAUUUCAGCACAAUGGCACAAAGCAAAGGAGCAUCGAGCCACGAAAUCAACGAAUCUACCGUUGAAAAAAGUGGGAAAAAAUGGGCUACUCACCCACAAGCGACAUUGACCAAACAUGUCCUUGUGUCACAGACUACUGAAUCUUGUAGAGUGAACGGGACCACUGACCCUCGCCCACACCAAGGUGCAGGACGCCCGAAACCAAAGCCAGACGCAGCAGUUUUACAGCGUAAGACAACCAGGAUGCUCUUCAUCACCAGCGUUGUGUUUCUCCUGACCUGGCUACCCUACUGGAUUCGUGCUGCCGGUACAUUUGCUUCCUACUCCGACCCAGUGUUCCAUGUGAUCCUCGACAACCUGUCCAAUACUCUUUUUGUCAACAACGCCGUUAAUCCGCUGAUCUACGGACUAGCCAACAGGCGAUUCAGGAAAGACUGCAAGGCAGUUCUCAGCAAGAUAAAGAUCUUUUAGAAAGACUCGGUUCGUUUUCUUUACGCAUUUGAUGUCUGAAUUGUAAGCUUACCUAUAAGAAACCGCUUUUGACAAAAACAUAAAAUGAACAGAAAUAUAAAACAGAAUA